AUGGGGAAAUUGAUCAGGAUGGGGGUGCGGGAAAGGCGGUUGCUCUGGCCAAAGCGGCUUCAUUGGAGUCGCCUCCUCUUCCUAUUGGCAAUGUUGAUCAUUGGUUCCACCUACCAGCACCUGAAGAGCCUCCGGGGCCUCCCCUCACUGUGGGGAGCAGUCUCUUCCCAACACCCUAUAAAACUGGACAGCCGGGAUCUCCCCAACAAUGAGAUGAUGAUGGUGAGCAGUGACCCUCCAAGAGCUCGCUCUGAAAUGGAGGGUGAGACACUGGUGCCCCAAGCCACAGUGGGCAAAGAUGAAGCAACCCCUGGCAUAACAAUGGAGAACACCCCUAUUACUCCCAGAAGAAUAGCCAACAUCACUCCAACAAUACCCAAGAAUAACUACAGCCCAACAGCAGCAGGCACAGGAAGUGUGAAGGAAAACACCACAACCACACCUAGUGGAGUAUUGAGUCACUACACCCCAACUUCAAGCAGACCAACAGUAAAGAAUUAUACCCCAACAACACUCAGGGGAGAGAUGCAGAGCUACCACCCAACUCAAGCCAGAGGAAAGGUGAAGAAAUAUAUCCCAUCCCCACUUGGUAGAGUAGUAGGCAAUUAUGCCCCACCCACACUCAAGACAGUGAUAAGGAGCCAUGGGAUCACCUUCAGAACAACAGUAAAAGACAGUGAAACUAUGGCAACCAACAAAAUACUGGAGACCAACGCCCUUAAGAGAAUAGUGGAGGAAACCACCCCAACAACUCUCAAGGGAAUAAUUGAUAACACCCCAACUUUCCUGAUAAAUGAUGUAGAGACAAACAUCUUGACUUCUCCAAGGAGUGUGGUGGAAAAGAACACCCUGAAUACCCCCAGAAGAAUGGACAUUAAUAGCUCAACCAGCCCCCAGGAGUUACUGGGAAAAAACAACCUGGCAAUUCCACAGGGAACAGUCCUGGAGCACACUGCAGCCACCUCUGAGGGGAUGAUAAGCACCAUGACAGGCAGUAGCCCAGCAGAAAUCAAAGCCUCUACUACUGCCUGGAUUGUUGGGAAUCUCUCGUCCAGAACCAGUAAACCACCCAUCAGAAUAUCCUCAUCCACCUUCUGGGGGCUGGCUAAGAAAACUUCCACAGCAUCCAGCACCUCAGCAUCCACCAGGGUCAGGGCAAAUCCGACCACCCAGGUCCGUGACUGUGUGGCUGUGGAGCCAGCCCCACCGGUGCCCACUGUCCCCUCCCCCAGCCUGACAACAGCUGUGAUCCCAGAGGUGCCCAGUCCCAGUUCCUCAGCAUUGCCCCCUGGCUGGUCAGACCUUCCCCCCAAGGGAGAGUACCCCCCAGACCUGUUCAGUGUGGAGGAGCGGCGGCAGGGCUGGGUGGUCCUGCACAUCUUUGGCAUGAUGUAUGUGUUUGUGGCCUUGGCCAUCGUGUGCGACGAGUACUUUGUCCCAGCCCUGGGCAUCAUCACAGACAAGCUGCAGAUCUCUGAGGAUGUGGCAGGUGCCACAUUCAUGGCUGCUGGAGGCUCUGCCCCUGAGCUCUUCACUUCCCUAAUUGGUGUCUUCAUCUCCCACAGCAACGUGGGCAUCGGCACCAUCGUGGGCUCUGCUGUGUUCAACAUCCUGUUUGUCAUAGGCACCUGUGCCCUCUUCUCCCGGGAGAUCCUCAACCUCACCUGGUGGCCCUUAUUCCGUGAUGUCUCCUUCUACAUCCUUGACCUGAUAAUGCUCAUCCUCUUCUUCCUGGAUAGCUUCAUUGCUUGGUGGGAGAGCCUGCUGUUGCUGCUGGCCUAUGCCUUCUAUGUGUUCACCAUGAAGUGGAACAAGCAGCUUGAGGUCUGGGUGAAGGAGCAGCUCAGCAGGAGGCCAGUGGCCAAGGUCAUGGCCCUAGGGGACCUCAGCAAGCUGGGCCAUGGGGCAGUUGCCGUGGAUGAGCGACAGGAAAACAGGAAGCUAAAGCUCCCGUCUGUGCUGACCCGAGGGAGCAGCUCGGCCUCUCUGCACAACAGCACCAUCCGCAGCACCAUCUUCCGGCUCAUCGUCCACAGCCUGGACCCCCUGGGGGAAGACCGCCCCUCCAAGGACAAGGAGGAGGAGAGCUUGAAUCAGGAGGCCAAAGCCAAGCCUCAGUUCAAAGCAGAGAGCAAAGCAGAAGAGGAGGAGUCAGCCCAACUCCCUUUGGUCACGGUCACACCAGCCCCUGCUCCAGACGUCCAGGGAGCUCAGGAGGAGGAUCCUGGUGGUCAGGAAGGUGAUGUGGCUGGAGCUGAAAGCACAGGGGAAACGAUGGGCGGAGAGGUUGAAGCUCCUUGUGAAGGUGAAAAGGGAGAGGGAGGUGGAGGUGAAACUCAACUAGAAGGUGAAGGUGAAACGGAAGCAGGAGGAAAAGGAGACAAUGAAAGUGAAGCUGAAAUCCAAGCAGGAGGAAAAGGAGACAAUGAAAGUGAAGCUGAAAUCCAAGCAGGAGAAGAUGGGGAAAUGAAAGGUGAUGAAGGUGAAGCUGAAGAGCAGGAAUUCCAUGCUGAAAAUCAAGGUGAAGCCAAAAGUGAUGAGAAAGGUAUAGAUGAUGAAGGGGGAGGUGAUGGUGAAGAUGAGGAAGAGGAAGAAGAGGAGGAGGAGGAAGAAGAGGAGGAGGAGGAAGAAGAGGAAGAGGAGGAGGAGGAGGAAAAUGAGGAGCCUUUGUCCCUGGAGUGGCCUGAGACCAGGCAGAAGCAGGCCAUGUACCUCUUCCUCCUGCCCAUUGUGCUCCCGCUCUGGCUGACGGUACCUGACGUCCGGAGGCUGGAGUCUAGGAAGUUUUUUGUCAUCACCUUCCUGGGAUCCAUCACGUGGAUAGCCAUGUUCUCAUACCUCAUGGUGUGGUGGGCUCACCAGGUUGGUGAAACAAUAGGGAUUUCUGAAGAGAUCAUGGGUUUGACAAUCCUAGCAGCAGGCACGUCAAUUCCUGACCUCAUCACCAGUGUGAUUGUUGCUCGGAAAGGCCUGGGAGACAUGGCUGUGUCAAGCUCUGUGGGCAGUAACAUAUUUGAUAUCACCGUGGGCCUGCCCGUUCCUUGGUUCCUUUUCUCUCUUAUCAAUGGAUUACAGCCUGUUCCAGUCAGCAGCAAUGGCUUGUUUUGUGCAAUUGUUUUGCUUUUUCUCAUGCUCGUGUUUGUGAUCUCUUCAAUUGCAUCAUGCAAAUGGAGGAUGAACAAGAUCCUGGGCUUCACAAUGUUCCUCCUCUACUUUGUAUUCCUAAUAAUCAGUGUGAUGUUAGAAGAUCGAAUCAUAUCCUGCCCUGUAUCUGUCUGAGUCAGAGUCACUGUUGCUCAAAAUGGACAUGGGUCAGAAAACCAUGCCAGAAGUUACUGCACCUCUUGUUACAUUAUGGAAAGAAUGAACGUGAUCCAGGAGACUGAACUGAGUGGCCAAGAGCCUCUAAUGUGAAUGGGAUGCAGGACUGAAGUUUAUGCCUGGAAAUACCUGCAGCUUAUUGUGGAAUAAGACUCUCACCUCUGGACAGGUGGAGUUCCUACCCCAGACGGAUGCAGACAGCUAUCACAUGGAGGCCACAGAAGGACCCCUGGAGUCACAAGGUUUUCUAAAUGAGGGAGAACUGGGGAGGAGGGCUGGGACAGGCACCGGAGCAAUAAGACAAGCUCCCGUGCUCACAGUUCCCUGAUCAUUCCUGAAGGGCCACUGAUCCAAAAGAUGCAGAUGUGAUUUACAUCUCACCCUCCAGGUCCCUGCCCCAAGAACACCCUGCAAUAUGCUGUCUUCUCUUUCUUUCCAAAACAUGAGGCUCUAUCAGGUUUGUAAUCAUUACAGCUUCAGUUAUUGGUGAGUUUAAGGAGCUAAGGCUAUAGGAAAAGAAGUAUAACAGGAAUCAAUUGUCAUUACACAUCAUAGUCCACUAAAGUGUGCGCCAAUAUUUUAUAGCUUAAAAGGAGGGCUACAUUAGCUUGUUGCAUUUCUGAAAAGUGAAAUUAAAAUAAGUAGCCCAAGAAAUUAAAAUUUAUAAUUUGCCCCUGAAUUGGAAGGCGUGGACAUUAGGGAAGGAAAACUAGUCUAAGGGCUAUUUAAAAAUAUGUACUUAUUAGAAAAUCCAAGUUAGUGUCUCCAUCAAGUGGUCCCCUUGAGGGAUGAGACAUUCUAACAAAGCUGUCCUCGCUCCAGCAUAUUCUCACCCAACAGUGACAACUGCUACUAGUAAGAAGGAAAGGAAUUUUAGAGAGAGUCCAAAGUCAGCAGAGCCAAAUCUGGUUUAUAAAGCAGGAGAUCCAGUGGGGCAAUGCUACUUCUGCAUGUCAACCUAGACAGGACUAUAAAGCAAGAGGACUGACUGCUUGUGUGGUUUGUAAGUGGAUGUUAAGGCAAUCGCAAAGGCAAAAUUCCAAAAAUGCUUAACACAAUGACAACAUGGUGCAAAAAAAGUAUUACUACUUCCAAGGUAGCUAGUGUAAAGGACACUUGUGUUUUUAAAAAUUGUGGGGUUAAACAUUUCAAGUGGAAUUUGAAGUGCUUGUAUACUAAAUACCACUCCUUGCUGCUUUUACUAGCAUCAAGUUAAGGAACACAGUAGAAAUGAAACAGUUCUAUGUCCCUGGUUUCAGAGCUCAGGCGACUGUAGAUUAUGAUGGUGAAUGUGGCUUUAAUUACAAACACGAGAGAGGAUUCACUGACGACUAGAAGACAGCAGGACAGUGGUGAUGUGAAAAGAAAAUCAGACACUGGUGUUGAAGGGCUGUGUUCAAAGUACUUCAGUCCAUAAUCUAUCUUUUAAGAUGGGCGGUUAAUUUACUUAAUGGCCUCACUACCCUAGGAUUCACAUUCUUUGGAGAUGACUUUUUAUUAAAUUUUAGUAAAUUGUGAGUCCCAAUGAUAUUUUAUUUUACAAACAUGGAUGGGUUCAUCCAUAUCUUUAGGUUACUUGUCAGAAUGCUCAAGAGAAGACUGAAGAAGAAUAUGGAAGCGUGUUCAAAUUCCCUAUUCUUCAAUUCGUUAUCCUCAAUCCUGAUGCUGCUGCACUGCCUGGUCUCCAUGUGCCAUGGCCUAAGAACAGGAGGAGAGACCAAUGCCUAUGGGAGGGAGAUGCCAAUCCCCAAACUCUAGGCACCAACCUGGUCUCUGCAGCCAGUGCCAGCUAGCCAUAGGGAUGUCACCUCCUCACUGAUAGCCCAGGAUCUGAUACUCUUCCCUGAAUGACUGACUGAGGAGAGAGGGACAGUGAAAUGUUCUGAAUGAUGAAGUGCUGGACAGCCAUUUAAUGAUUAAAAUCAACUCUGGGGCUGGCCCUGUGGCUGAGUGGUUAAGUUCGUGCUCCGCUGCAGGCAGCCCAGUGUUUCGUUGGU
Molecule: messenger RNA, 5318 nt
Organism: Equus quagga
Lineage: Eukaryota; Metazoa; Chordata; Mammalia; Perissodactyla; Equidae
Gene: SLC24A1
Product: solute carrier family 24 member 1
Exons: 10
Coding region: 1-3279 (1092 amino acids)
Biological process (GO): long-term synaptic depression; visual perception; calcium ion transmembrane transport
Cellular component (GO): membrane
Molecular function (GO): calcium, potassium:sodium antiporter activity; calcium channel activity
Source: RefSeq, a predicted model, not a curated record